GUGACGUGGCUUCAAUGACGGCACGAGUUGUACUGUUACGGUGAAGUAGUGUCCUUUUAAUUCAAUUGUAAAAUAAUGCUGUAAUUAUGAGAACUUGAUAGUAAAGAUUAUUUAAAAUUAUCUCAAGCUUAUAAUUAAAAGUACACGAUAGUCAUCGUUGACUUAAUUAGCAACAUGACUACUUAUGAAGAUUUCAUUCAACAAAAUGAAGACCGUGAUGGAAUACGUAUUACUUGGAAUGUUUGGCCCUCAUCACGUGUAGAUGCUACUAGACUUGUUGUGCCCUUAGGAACACUUUAUCAACCGAUUAAAGAAAGGCCAGAUCUCCCACCAAUACAAUAUGAUCCUGUUCUUUGUACAAGAUCUACAUGUAGAGCAAUUUUAAAUCCAUUAUGCCAAGUCGAUUACCGUGCUAAAUUAUGGGUGUGCAAUCUAUGCUUUCAAAGAAAUCCUUUUCCUCCACAAUAUGCUGCCAUUUCAGAACAACAUCAACCAGCUGAAUUAAUUCCAAAAUUUUCAACUAUUGAAUAUACCAUAAUGAGAGCACAGUGUUUACCACCCAUUUUUUUACUGGUUGUGGAUACAUGUAUGGAUGACGAAGAACUAGGUUCUCUCAAAGAUUCUUUACAAAUGUCACUUUCUUUACUUCCACCUAAUGCUCUAAUUGGUCUUAUUACAUUUGGAAGAAUGGUACAAGUACAUGAACUAAGUUGUGAAGGAUGCAGUAAAAGUUAUGUUUUUCGUGGUACUAAAGAUUUACAACCAAAACAGGUUCAAGAUAUGCUAGGUAUAGGUCGGCCAAUACCAGGUCAAAAUCCAAAUCAACAAAGAGGACCUGGUGGACAACCAUUACCAGCAGCAAAUCGUUUUUUACAACCUGUACAUAAAUGUGAUAUGAGUUUAACAGAUCUUUUGGGAGAACUUCAACGAGAUCCAUGGCCGAUCGGGCCAGGAAAACGUCCAUUGCGAUCGACGGGUGUCGCACUAGCUGUUGCUACUGGUCUUUUGGAAGCUAGUUAUGCUAAUACAGGAGCUAGGAUAAUGCUAUUUGUGGGUGGACCUUGUUCUCAAGGACCUGGUCAAGUCGUAACGGAUGACUUACGACAACCUAUUAGAUCGCAUCAUGAUAUUCAAAAAGAUAACGCUAAACAUAUGAAAAAGGCAACUAAACAUUAUGAUUCUCUCGCGUCACGCGCUGCAACAAACGGUCACAUAAUAGAUAUCUAUUCGUGCGCUCUCGAUCAAACCGGUCUAUUAGAAAUGAGACAAUGUUGCAAUUCAACUGGUGGUCAUAUGCUUAUGGGAGAUUCUUUCAAUUCUUCUCUAUUCAAGCAAACAUUCCAACGUGUGUUUGCUAAAGAUCAUAAAGGCGAUUUGAAAAUGGCAUUUAAUGCAACAUUGGAAGUGAAAACGUCACGAGAAAUUAAAGUUUCCGGUGCGAUCGGGCCUUGCGUAUCUCUAGGAGUAAAAGGAUCAAGUGUCGGAGAACAAGAAGUAGGAUUAGGUGGUACAUGCCAGUGGAAAUUCUGUUCCCUUACACCUUCCACUACUACAGCAUUAUUUUUCGAAGUUGUCAAUCAACAUACGGCACCAAUUCCUCAAGGUGGAAGAGGCUGUAUUCAAUUUAUCACACAGUAUCAACAUAGUAGCGGUCAACGAAGAAUCAGAGUUACUACAAUUGCUAGAAAUUGGGCAGAUGCAUCGACAUCUUUACAUCAUAUAAGUGCCGGAUUUGAUCAAGAAGCAGCCGCUGUUCUCAUGUCGCGUUUAGCUGUAUUUAGGGCAGAAAGUGACGAUGGACCAGAUGUUUUAAGAUGGGUCGAUCGUAUGCUUAUUAGAUUAUGCCAGAAAUUUGGAGAAUACACAAAAGAUGAUCCAAAUAGUUUUAGACUUGCAGAAAACUUUUCUUUAUAUCCUCAAUUUAUGUAUCAUUUGCGUAGAUCGCAAUUUCUACAAGUAUUUAAUAAUUCUCCCGAUGAAACUAGUUUUUAUAGACAUAUGCUCAUGAGAGAAGAUUUAACAAAUUCUUUGAUAAUGGUACAGCCAAUUUUGUACAGUUAUGGAUUUAGUGGCCCUCCGGAACCAGUUUUAUUAGAUACAUCAUCUAUUCAGCCAGAUAGAAUUUUAUUGAUGGAUACUUUCUUCCAAAUCCUUAUAUUCCAUGGAGAGACCAUUGCACAAUGGCGUCAAUUAAAAUAUCAAGAUUUGCCAGAAUAUGAAAAUUUCCGACAAUUAUUGGCAGCACCUGUUGAUGAUGCUGCUGAAAUAUUAGCCGAACGGUUUCCUGCACCUAGAUAUAUCGAUACUGAACAAGGUGGUUCACAAGCAAGGUUUUUAUUGAGCAAAGUGAAUCCAAGUCAAACUCAUAACAAUAUGUAUGCUUAUGGAGCGGGGAUGCCGAUACCCAGUGGGGAAAGUGGAGCGCCUGUCUUAACUGAUGAUGUCAGUUUACAAGUAUUCAUGGAGCAUUUAAAAAAAUUAGCUGUGUCAUCCACGGCUUAAAUUAUUAUAAAAAUAAAAUAAAUAUUCCUCAUUGUUUUGCAUAUGCAAAUUUUAAUGCUUUGGAAUAUAAUGAGGUACCGAUAGUUACAAUCUAUUAAGAAAGAUAAAAUAAAUGCAGUAAGAAUUUUCAUUAUAUCGAAAAUGUACGAUUAAUUAAAUAUAAUUCCUCAAUAUUUUUUUUGAAGUCAAGAUAUAAUUCAUGUACAAAUAAAAUACAUAGUAUUUGUGUAAUACAUAUUUUACAUUCAUGUUUCCCAUUUUUUUAAUGUCAUCAAUAGCAUAACUUAUUUUCCAAUAGUACUUGUUUAUGUAAAUGUAAUACGUAGUAAAUGUUAUCAUAUUUUUCUUUGGAAAAUGUAAGCAGUAUAACAAGACAAAU
This is a messenger RNA of Apis laboriosa (Himalayan honeybee), 2881 nucleotides long. RefSeq names its product protein transport protein Sec23A (gene Sec23). Gene Ontology annotation, cellular component: endoplasmic reticulum exit site; COPII vesicle coat. Bases 175 to 2502 code for a protein of 775 amino acids. The record is from RefSeq and is a predicted model, not a curated record. Gene Ontology annotation, biological process: endoplasmic reticulum to Golgi vesicle-mediated transport; COPII-coated vesicle budding; COPII-coated vesicle cargo loading. Lineage: Eukaryota; Metazoa; Arthropoda; Insecta; Hymenoptera; Apidae. The transcript has 12 exons. Gene Ontology annotation, molecular function: GTPase activator activity; zinc ion binding.